CAAAGAAGCUUAAACCCAGUUAAGAUGGCGGCAUGUGGAUGAGGAGGUUGUAUAUUUCAGCUCUUCGGUUUCUUUAGGCGAAGGGAUUCAUAAUUGAAACACAUUCUCAAACCUAUCCUAUAAAGAAAACAGACAAGACCCCCCAAUAUAGUUUUUCACCGGGACCGAACCCAUGACGUCCAUUCACUUCGUGGUUCACCCGUUACCCGGGACCGAAGACCAGCUUAAUGACAGGCUCCGUGAAGUCUCAGAAAAGCUCAACAAAUUCAACUGCAACAGUCAUCCACACCUUAUUCCAUUGGAGCAGGCCAAACUCAAACAGUGUGUGGUUGGACCAAAUCAUGCUGGAUUUCUCCUUGAGGAUGGACGCAUCUGUAGGAUAAGCUUUGCCGUCCAGCCAGACCGACUGGAGCUGGGCAAGCCAGAUGGCAAUGAUGGUUCAAAGUUGAGCAGUGUCUCAGGGGCAGGAAGGAGCUCCAGGCCAGGCAGGACUAGUGAUCCGCCCUGGUUCCUGUCUGGUUCUGACACACUGGGCAGACUGGCAGGCAACACCCUUGGGAGCCGCUGGAGUUCAGGAGUUAAUGGCGGAGGCAGCGGCGGGGGAGGCAGUGGAGGCGGAGGUGCAGGAGGAGGAGGGGCCAGUGGAGGGGGAGGCAGCGGAGGUGCCAGUGGAGGCGGAUCUUCGGGUCGCUCCUCCACAGCAGCUCGAGAUUCACGCAGACAGACACGUGUUAUCCGCACAGGCAGAGAUCGAGGGUCAGGCCUGCUGGGCAGCCAACCGCAGCCGGUCAUCCCAGCAUCUGUCAUACCGGAGGAGCUCAUCUCACAGGCCCAGGUUGUUCUUCAGGGGAAGUCCAGAAGCGUCAUCAUCCGAGAGCUGCAGCGCACAAACCUGGAUGUGAACUUGGCUGUAAAUAACCUGCUGAGCAGAGAUGAUGAGGACGGAGAUGAUGGCGAUGACACAGCCAGCGAGUCUUACUUACCCGGAGAAGAUUUGAUGUCUCUGCUGGAUGCGGACAUUCACUCUGCUCACCCCAGCGUGAUCAUUGAUGCAGACGCCAUGUUUUCAGAGGACAUCAGCUAUUUUGGCUACCCCUCCUUUCGCCGGUCAUCUUUGUCUCGCCUCAGCUCCUCGCGAGUUCUCCUUCUCCCCCUAGAGCGAGACUCCGAGCUGCUCCGCGAGCGGGAGUCGGUCCUGAGGCUGCGUGAGAGGAGGUGGCUGGACGGUGCCUCCUUCGACACCGAGCGUGGCUCCACCAGUCGCGAGGGAGAGCCCAGUCUGGAUAAGAAGAGCCUGCCACUGCAGAGCCCCGUCACGCUGGGGGAGGAGCUUCAAUGGUGGCCUGAUAAGGACUAUGUAACAAAAUUUGUCAGCAUCGGGGCUUUGUACUCGGAGCUUGUUGCCGUCAGCACUAAAGGAGAACUGUACCAGUGGAAGUGGAGCGAGCCGGAACCUUAUAGAAACGCACAAAAUCCUUCUAUACAUCACCCUCGUGUUCCUUUCCUGGGCCUGACCAAUGAAAAGAUCACUCAUCUCUCUGCCAACAGUAUCAGAGCCACAGUGGCCACCGAAAGCAACAAGGUGGCCACGUGGGUUGAUGAAACGCUGAGCACUGUAGCUGCUAAACUCGAACACGGAGCGCAGAUGUUUCCAGAACUGCAGGGCGAGCGUAUCGUCUCUCUGCACUGCUGCGCUCUGUACACAUGUGCACAGCUGGAGAACAGUCUUUACUGGUGGGGUGUCGUGCCUUUCAGCCAGAGGAAGAAGAUGCUUGAAAAAGCCAGAGCCAAGAACAAAAAGCCAAAGUCCAGCGCCGGCAUGUCUUCUAUACCCAACAUCACUGUAGGAACUCAGGUGUGCCUGAGGAAUAACCCUCUAUAUCACGCUGGUGCCGUGGCCUUCUCUGUCAAUGCCGGGAUCCCGAAGGUGGGCGUCCUGCUGGAGUCUGUGUGGAACAUGAACGACAGCUGUCGCUUCCAGCUCCGCUCGCCGGAGAGUCUUAAGAACAUGGAGAAGAGCACCAAGACGCAGGAGACCAAGACUGAGAGCAAACCAGAGCUGGUGAAGACAGAAAUGGGUCCUCCGCCGUCACCCGCGUCCACGUGCAGCGACACGUCCUCCAUCGCUAGCAGCGCUUCUCUGCCCUAUAAGCGAAGGCGUUCGACACCAGCGCCUAAAGAAGAAGAGAAAGUGAACGAGGAGCAGUGGCCUCUCAGAGAGGUCGUCUUUGUGGAGGACGUUAAAAACGUCCCGGUGGGAAAGGUGCUAAAAGUCGAUGGUGCAUAUGUUGCUGUGAAAUUUCCAGGGACGUCGAGCAGCGUGAGCAGCCAGAGUGCAGCUCCGACUGACUCUGACCCCUCCUCACUGCUGCAGGACUGUCGUCUGCUCCGAAUCGAUGAGCUGCAGGUUGUUAAAACGGGUGGAACACCAAAAGUUCCAGACUGUUUUCAGCGCACACCUAAAAAGCUCUGUAUUCCAGAAAAAGCUGAAAUUUUAGCAGUGAAUGUUGACUCCAAAGGAGUUCAUGCCGUGUUGAAAACGGGCACUUGGGUACGGUACUGUAUCUUUGACUUGGCAACUGGCAAAGCCGAGCAGGAAAAUCACUUUCCCACCAGUAAUCUGGCCUUCCUUGGACAGAGCGAGCGCAAUGUGGCCAUCUUCACGGCCGGUCAGGAGAGUCCCAUCAUUUUGAGGGAUGGCAACGGAACCAUCUACCCCAUGGCUAAAGACUGUAUGGGCGGAAUACGAGACCCUGAUUGGCUGGACCUUCCGCCCAUUGCCAGUUUGGGCAUGGGAGUUCACUCGCUGGCUAACCUCCCCAGUAACUCCACAAUCAAAAAGAAAGCAGCUAUCAUCAUCAUGGCUGUAGAGAAGCAGACGUUGAUGCAGCACGUGCUGCGAUGCGAUUACGAGGCGUGCAGGCAGUACCUGAUGAGUCUGGAGCAGGCCAUGCUGUUGGACCCGAGCCCUCACGCGCUGGACGCUCUGUUGGGUCACCGCUGCGACGGCAACCGCAACGUCCUACACGCCUGCGUGUCUGUCUGCUUCCCCGUCAGCAACAAGGAAACCAAGGAGGAGGAAGAAGCCGAGCGCUCUGAGAGGAACACGUUCGCUGAGAGGCUGUCUGCGGUGGAGGCUAUUGCUAAUGCAAUAUCAGUGGUGUCCAGCAACAGCUCCGGGAACCGCACUGGAUCAUCUAGCAGUCGAGGCUUGCGUUUGAGGGAGAUGAUGAGGCGCUCUUUACGAGCCGCAGGUUUGGGUCGUCAUGAAUCCGGACCCUCCUCCAGCGACCACCAAGACCCCGUUUCGCCCCCCAUCGCACCCCCCAGCUGGGUGCCAGAUCCUCCACCCAUGGAUCCCGACGGUGACAUUGAUUUCAUCUUGGCCCCUGCAGUGGGCUCGCUUACCACUGCCUCCACAGGCACCAGUCAAGGACCCAGCACUUCCACUAUACCAGGGCCCUCGUCUGAACCGUCAGUGGUCGAGUCUAAAGACAGGAAGGCCAACGCUCAUCUGAUACUCAAGCUAAUGUGUGACAGCGUCGUUCUGCGGCCUCACUUAAGAGAGCUGCUCUCUGCUAAAGACGCUCGUGGAAUGACUACAUUCAUGUUGGCAGUGAGUGGGAGGGCUUAUCCGGCAGCCAUUACUGUUUUGGAAGCAGCCCAGAAAAUAGCCAAAGGUGAAUCAGGUCUCGUAGAGAAAGACGACACGGCGUCUGUGUUCAUGGAGAUGAUCUGUCCUUCAGGCACCAACCCGGACGACUCUCCUCUUUAUGUCCUCUGCUGUAAUGACACCUGCAGUUUCACCUGGACCGGUGCUGAACACAUCAACCAGGAUAUCUUUGAGUGCCGGACCUGCGGCCUGCUGGAGUCAUUGUGCUGCUGCACUGAAUGUGCUAGAGUUUGUCACAAGGGUCACGACUGCAAGCUGAAGAGGACGUCUCCCACGGCAUACUGCGACUGCUGGGAGAAGUGUAAAUGUAAGACGCUCAUCGCCGGACAGAAGGCGGCUCGUCUGGAUCUGCUCUAUAGACUUCUGACCACCACUAAUCUAGUUACCACACCUAACAGCAGAGGAGAGCACAUCUUGCUGUUCCUGGUCCAGACUGUUGCUAGGCAGAGUGUGGAACAUUGCCAGUAUCGACCGCCCCGCAUCCGAGAGGACAGGAACCGCAAGGCUGCCAGUGCUGAAGACUCUGAUAUGCCCGAUCACGACCUGGAGCCUCCUCGGUUUGCUCAGCUUGCUCUAGAGCGAGUGUUACAGGACUGGAACGCCCUCAAGUCCAUGAUAAUGUUCGGCUCUCAGGAAAACAAAGACCAUCUGAGCGCCAGCAGCAGAAUCGCUCACCUCUUACCUGAAGAGCAGAUGUACCUGAACCAGCAGAGCGGCACCAUCAGACUGGACUGUUUCACACACUGUCUAAUUGUCAAGUGUGCACCGGACAUCACAUUUAUUGACACGCUAUUGGGGACUCUGGUAAAGGAACUACAGAACAAAUACACACCUGGCCGUCGAGAGGAAGCAAUCAACGUCACACGCAGGUUCCUGCGAUCUGUGGCCAGAGUGUUUGUGAUCCUCAGUGUGGAGAUGGCUUCUUCCAAAAAGAAAAACAACUUCAUCCCUCAGCCCAUCGGGAAGUGCAGGCGUGUGUUCCAGGCUCUCUUGCCGUACGCGGUGGAAGAACUCUGCAAUGUGGCCGAGUCUCUGAUCGUGCCGGUGCGCAUGGGCAUCACCCGCCCGACAGCGCCCUUUACUCUGGCCAGCACCAGCAUUGAUGCAGUUCAGGGAAGCGAGGAGCUCUUCUCUGUGGAACCCCUCCCUCCACGACCCUCUCCAGAUCAGUCAAACAGCUCCAGUCCGUCGGUUUCCUCAUACAUCAUCAGGAACCCUCAGCCCAGACGCAGCAGCCAGUCACAGACGGCUCGUGGACGUGACGAGGAGCAGGAUGAUAUUGUGUCUGCUGAUGUAGAAGAGGUGGAGGUGGUGGAGGGUGUUGCAGGUGAGGAGGAUCACCAUGACGACCAGGAGGAGGCAGGGGAGGAGAAUGCAGAGGCUGAAGGCCACCAUGAUGAGCAUGAUGAGGAUGGGAGCGACAUGGAGUUGGAUUUACUGGCUGCUGCUGAGACUGAGAGUGACAGUGAGAGUAACCAUAGCAACCAGGACAACGCAAGUGGCCGUCGGAGUGUCGUGACGGCUGCAACCGCUGGAUCUGAAGCAGGUGCCAGUAGUGUUCCUGCAUUCUUCUCCGAAGAUGAUUCUCAGUCGAAUGAGUCAAGCGAUUCAGACAGCAGUAGCAGUCAGAGUGAUGAUGUGGACCAGGAGACGUACCUGCUGGACGAGCCUUUAGAAAGGACCACAGGCUCGGCGCACGCCAACAGUGCGGCACAGGCACCUCGGUCCAUGCAGUGGGCUGUCCGCACCACACCCAGUCAGCGUUCUUCUGGAGGAGCCCCGUCCAGCUCCUCCACACCUGCUGCGAGCUCCACGGGGCUUAUCUACAUCGACCCAUCUAACCUGAGACGGAGCAGCGCGAUCAGCACCAGCGCAGCCGCUGCGGCCGCAGCCCUGGAGGCCAGUAACUCCAGCAGCUACCUGACAUCUGCCAGCAGCCUGGCCCGAGCGUACAGCAUCGUCGUCCGACAGAUCUCUGACCUCAUGAGUCUCAUACCCAAAUACAACCAUCUGGUCUACUCCCAGUACCCCGCCGCUGUCAAACUGACCUAUUUAGAUCUCAUGCAGCGGUUGAGGAACAGAGAUCGUGAGCGUGAGAGGAGAAGUGGAGGACUCAGAGCUGCGUCCAGACGUGACAGAGACCGGGACUCGAGGAGGCAGCUGUCGAUUGACACACGGCCGUUCAGACCAGCCUCUGAAGGAAACCCCAGCGAUGAGCCUGAACCCCUGCCGGCUCACAGACAGGCUCUGGGAGAGAGACUGUACCCCAGAGUACACGCCAUGCAGCCGGCGUUUGCCAGUAAAAUCACUGGAAUGCUGCUGGAACUUUCUCCCGCUCAGCUGCUUCUGCUUCUGGCCAGUGAGGACUCGCUGCGAGCUCGUGUAGAAGAGGCCAUGGAGCUGCUCAUCACACAUGGAAGGGAAAACGGUGCUGACAGUAUUCUGGACCUCGGCCUCCUCGAUGCUCCUGAGAAAGCACAGCAGGAGAACAGGAAGAGGCACGGUUCUACCCGCAGUGUGGUGGAUAUGGAGCUGGAUGACCCUGAUGAUGGAGACGAUAAUGCUCCUCUGUUCUAUCAGCCUGGCAAGAGGGGCUUCUACUCUCCUCGUCCAGGCAAGAACACAGAGGCUCGGCUCAACUGCUUCAGGAACAUCGGCAGAAUACUUGGCUUAUGUCUGUUACAGAAUGAACUUUGCCCCAUCACUCUCAACAGACACGUCAUUAAAGUGCUGCUGGGCAGAAAGGUGAACUGGCAUGACUUUGCGUUCUUUGACCCUGUGAUGUACGAGAGCUUGAGGCAGCUGAUCCGUCACUCUCAGACUGAAGAGGCGGAGGCCGUGUUUGCUGCCAUGGAUCUCGCGUUCGCUAUCGACCUCUGCAAAGAGGAAGGAUCCGGACAGGUGGAGCUGCUGACCGGUGGGGUCAACAUGCCCGUGACCCCUCUGAAUGUGUACGAGUAUGUGAGGAGAUACGCCGAGCACCGGAUGCUGGUGGUGGCUGAACAGCCUCUGCAUGCCAUGAGGAAAGGUCUUCUGGAUGUGCUUCCGAAGAAUGCUCUAGAAGACCUGACGGCAGAGGACUUCAGACUGCUGGUCAACGGCUGUGGAGAAGUCAAUGUGCAGAUGCUCAUCAGCUUCACCUCUUUCAAUGACGAGUCAGGGGAGAAUGCAGAGAAGCUGCUGCAGUUCAAACGCUGGUUUUGGUCCAUCGUUGAGAAGAUGAACAUGACCGAGAGGCAGGACCUGGUGUACUUCUGGACCUCCAGCCCGUCUCUUCCUGCCAGUGAAGAGGGAUUCCAGCCCAUGCCCUCCAUCACCAUCCGCCCGCCGGACGACCAGCACCUGCCCACCGCCAACACCUGCAUCUCCCGCCUUUACGUGCCACUCUACUCUUCCAAACAGAUUCUCAAACAGAAACUUUUACUCGCCAUCAAGACCAAGAACUUUGGUUUUGUGUAGUUGAACGAAACAUGUUUCAUCGUUGUGUAAUAUUACUAGUUCCAUUUUGUAGAUUUAUUUUUUGUCUAUACAGUUUUAUGAAAUUAAAAAGUGCUGUCUCGUCCCCGGCAGUCAUUUGUUUGGUCUGCGUUGCAAACGUAGACGCCUUGUUCUUAUUCUUUCUUUUCUAUUUCUGUUAUCGGAACAUAACAUUCCUGCAUCGCUUUUAAGUUGAAGCCCUGCAGCUUCAUUGGUUUGAACUGUAACUUCCCGUGAAUUUGGCCCGACGGUAAACGGUCCGCCAAACCCCAGCCAAAGACGACAGCGAGGAGUAUUUAAAGAAAAUGAAAAGGUUACACUGUGAUUAUUUUAUUUUAUUUUCCCUGCCCUAAACAUAAAAUUACUAUCAUCGAGAGUUCACUGCUGCCUUUGUGGAAAGUCAUUUUUUCUUGUAUAGAGGGAGUGGGAAUUUCAAAAUAAACUUGGAUGCAAACUAG
Molecule: messenger RNA, 7608 nt
Organism: Triplophysa rosa
Lineage: Eukaryota; Metazoa; Chordata; Actinopteri; Cypriniformes; Nemacheilidae
Gene: ubr5
Product: ubiquitin protein ligase E3 component n-recognin 5
Exons: 50
Coding region: 173-7132 (2319 amino acids)
Biological process (GO): regulation of double-strand break repair; protein polyubiquitination; DNA damage response
Cellular component (GO): nucleus
Molecular function (GO): ubiquitin binding; RNA binding; zinc ion binding
Source: RefSeq, a predicted model, not a curated record